UCCAGCCAUGGCCAGGUCACACAGCUCCGAAAAUUUUCCGAACGUUCAUUGGAGUGACAGUUCAUCAAAGAACUGAGUGAUUAAAAAUUAAAAAAAAAAAAAAAAAAUCAAUUAACAAAAAUGUAUAAGUUUUUUAUUGUUGGUUUCGUUGUCGCGGCAGUGGCUGCAGUCCCAGCACCGGAAGCUGGAGCAGUUGAGGGUGUUCCAAAAUUGGAUUGCCUACAACUUGAUGAUGAUCUCUUCAGUUGUCUUGCAAUUAAAGCUUCAAAUGCUCUCACAAGAGCCGCGAGAUCCAGCGACAUUCAACUCAUCGAUGGAGUUAAAUUCGUCAGGGAUGCUAAUGUUCCAGUGGAACGAAAUGGAAAGUCUCUCAAGUCGGAAUCCGACGUUUUGAAUGAACUUCCACGUGAUAUAACCGACAAGACCUUGAAAUUAGCAAACAUGCUCUUCGAAUCUGCAAUGGCAUUUUUCAAAUCUCACACAUUGAAAGUCAACAUGUCCGAGGAAUCCGUCUCCCGUGCCAUUACUGAAGGUCGUGGCAAAAUCAAGAAAAUGGUCCUCCCCUUGGUGGCAGGAGUUGCAUUGAAAUUGAUUGCUCUUGUUCCAAUUCUUUUCGGUGGAUUGGCACUCCUUGUAUUCAAGGCAAUUGUUGUCGGUAAAAUUGCAUUACUUUUGGCGGCUGUUUUGGCAUUCCAAAAAAUGUUUGGAGCCAGCGCAGGAGUUGGUGGUGGAUUAUUUGGCAAAGUUUCACAACCCGUUGGUGGAUGGUAUGAUGGACAAAAUAAUCAAGCUGCAUGGAGCGGUGCCUCAGCUCAAGGACAAGGAUACUAUAGGAGAAGUUUCGAUGGAACGACCAAGGGUGAUGCACACAAUUUGGCAUACGCCGCUCAAUCACCAGUUACCAAUGAGACCAAUUAAUUUCAUUUUAUGCAUAUUGCAAAAAAAAACAUCAUCUUCUUCUCGUUCCGAGAAAAUCAAUUCCUCACUCUUGGAACAACUCGACUGCUAGGUUUAAUAAUGUAUUUAUAUAAAUUAUCUCAUCAACUGUAUAAUUUAUUUCUAAAUUAUUUUGUAUCACUGUGUCAAAUAAAUUAUUAAAUUUUUACCAAAAA
This is a messenger RNA of Leptopilina boulardi, 1112 nucleotides long. RefSeq lists its product as uncharacterized. Lineage: Eukaryota; Metazoa; Arthropoda; Insecta; Hymenoptera; Figitidae. The coding region runs from base 121 to 918 and encodes 265 amino acids. The transcript has 3 exons. The record is from RefSeq and is a predicted model, not a curated record.